UAAACGGUCAUCAGACAAGGGCCUUCAAAACCCUAAUCGUCACCCGCUUCGCGAUCCUCCAUCGACGUCUCACAUGGCGGAAGAGCCGAAGAAUGGUGACGCCGUCGGAAGCGGAGUCGGUGGUCGGGAGGCCGAGGAGGAGCAGGUGGUGAACCCGUGGGAGGUGACGGCGAAGGACGGGGGGAAGAUCGACUACGACAAGUUGAUCGAGAAGUUCGGGUGCCAGCGACUCGAGGAACCGCUCGUACGGCGCGUCGAGCGGCUCACCGGACGCCCCGCGCACGUCUUUCUCCGCCGCGGCGUGUUCUUCGCCCACAGGGACUUCAAUGAGAUACUUGAUGUCUAUGAGAGGGGCGAGAAGUUCUACCUCUACACGGGCAGAGGGCCUUCCUCUGAGGCGUUACAUUUUGGGCAUUUGGUGCCCUUCAUGUUCACUAAGUACUUGCAGGAUGCUUUCAAGGUUCCUCUUGUAAUACAGCUAACUGAUGAUGAAAAAUGCAUGUGGAAGAACCUAACAGUGGAAGAAAGUAAAAGGCUUGCUCGUGAGAAUGCAAAAGACAUAAUUGCAUGUGGAUUUGACAUAACAAGAACUUUCAUUUUCUCAGAUUUCAAUUAUGUUGGCGGUGCCUUCUAUGAGAAUAUGGUUAAGGUUGCAAAAUGUGUCACAUUUAAUAAGGUUGUGGGAAUAUUUGGCUUUACCAAUGAGGAUCAUAUUGGCAAAAUCAGCUUCCCACCUGUUCAGGCUGUCCCAUCAUUUCCUAGUUCAUUUCCACAUCUCUUCUCAGGCAAAGACAACCUUCGUUGUUUGAUCCCAUGUGCCAUCGACCAGGAUCCUUACUUCAGAAUGACUCGAGAUGUUGCUCCUAGGAUAGGCUAUCAAAAACCUGCAUUAAUUGAAUCAUCAUUUUUCCCUGCUCUUCAGGGGGAGACGGGAAAGAUGUCUGCCAGUGAUCCAAAUUCUGCUAUAUACGUGACAGAUUCAUCCAAGGACAUAAAGAAUAAGGUGAACAGGUAUGCAUUCUCCGGCGGUCAAGAUUCAAUUGAGAAUCACAGGAAAUAUGGAGCAAAUUUAGAGGUUGAUAUUCCUGUCAAGUACCUUGGGUUCUUUCUUGAAGACGAUGCUGAACUUGAUCAUAUAAGGAAGGAAUAUGGUGCUGGGCGAAUGUUGACUGGGGAGGUCAAAAAGCGCCUUAUAGAGGUCCUAUCUGAAUUGGUUGAGCGACAUCAGAGAGCACGGGCGUCAGUCACUGAUGAGAUGGUGGAUGCUUUCAUGGCCGUGAGACCGCUUCCCCACAUGUUCAGCUAAAACGCUUAGCGGUGGGAUUCCAGCACAGCACCUUCAAUGUGUAAACAAAGGCGAGCAAAAGAUAUGAUUUGUGUGGGUAUUUCACUUUUUCUCUCGUUUAUUUAAGGAUUAGCAACAUUGCAAUCAGUUAUUUCCCCCGAGAUUUCUUGCAAUAUAGAGAGUAGAUGGCGGUGCUAUCGAUAUAUGGUCAUUGCUCAAUUGUUCAUUAAACAUCUAAGAGUUGAAAUGCAAGUUGAUGUCCAAUAUGCAUUAUUGCCUUUAUUUCA
This is a messenger RNA of Musa acuminata subsp. malaccensis (wild Malaysian banana), 1572 nucleotides long. RefSeq names its product tryptophan--tRNA ligase, cytoplasmic. Lineage: Eukaryota; Viridiplantae; Streptophyta; Magnoliopsida; Zingiberales; Musaceae. Gene Ontology annotation, molecular function: ATP binding; tryptophan-tRNA ligase activity. Gene Ontology annotation, cellular component: cytoplasm. The record is from RefSeq and is a predicted model, not a curated record. Gene Ontology annotation, biological process: tryptophanyl-tRNA aminoacylation.